AUGGCGUCUCCCAAUUCCGGCAGCGACAACGGCGCCGCAGACCAGCCCACCGAGCCCCAACAGUCCGAACACUUGAACAUUAAAGUAACCGACAACAACAAUGAAGUCUUUUUUAAGAUCAAGCGCACCACGCAGCUCAAGAAGUUGAUGGAUGCAUUCUGCGAGAGGCAGGGCAAAGCCCCGCAACAGUGCCGGUUCUUGUUCGAUGGGCAGAGGGUGAACCCGCCGGACACGCCUGAUACGCUCGACAUGGCGGAUGGCGAUACGUUGGAGGUUCAUCAGGAGCAGAUUGGUGGGGCUUGCUGA
Molecule: messenger RNA, 306 nt
Organism: Saxophila tyrrhenica
Lineage: Eukaryota; Fungi; Ascomycota; Dothideomycetes; Mycosphaerellales; Extremaceae
Product: SUMO protein smt3
Exons: 2
Coding region: 1-306 (101 amino acids)
Biological process (GO): protein sumoylation
Cellular component (GO): nucleus; septin ring
Molecular function (GO): protein tag activity; ubiquitin-like protein ligase binding
Source: RefSeq, a predicted model, not a curated record